Molecule: messenger RNA, 996 nt
Organism: Caenorhabditis remanei
Lineage: Eukaryota; Metazoa; Nematoda; Chromadorea; Rhabditida; Rhabditidae
Exons: 4
Coding region: 1-996 (331 amino acids)
Biological process (GO): innate immune response
Source: RefSeq, a predicted model, not a curated record
AUGCUUCGUUUCAUUCUAGCUCUUUCACUCAUCCACUCGGUUGUUGGUCAAUGCAAUCAAAAUGAUAGGCUGAUUGGAGAUUUAUGCUAUUCCGUGUCUACCCAAAAAGUGAGUGCCGAAAAUGCUGGAAGUCUUUGCUUACUGUACAAUCAAUAUCUUGCCGUCAUUCAUACCACUCUUCAAGCUAACUUUUUGGCUUCCAUCGUCCGCUCUCAGACCGGUGCAGACAAGUUCUGGAUUGGUUUGCGCCGCGCAUCACUGAACUCGCGAUUCCAGUGGAGUGAUGGCACAACUAUGACGUGGAGCAACUUUGAUUCAAGUUUACCAAAGAACGACUACUACGUUGCUGAAAGUACUACUAAUGGAAAAUGGCAGACAGUUAAUGGAGGGCAACAGCUCUACUACGUUUGCAGCUACACUCCAGGAAGUGUUACAGGAAUUCCGGUUUCCUACCCACCAUCCGAAACGCCAGCAGUCUCGUACCCAGCUAGCGGAGCACCAGUAUCUUAUCCACCAUCCGGAGCGCCAGUCUCGUACCCACCAACUGGUGUUCCAGUGUCUUACCCCGCCUCGGAAGGCCCGGUUUCGUAUCCACCAUCAGGAGCACCAGUCUCCUACCAACCAACUGGAGAACCCGUCUCUUAUCCAGCUUCUGGAGCCCCUGUCUCCUACCCAGCCUCCGAAACGCCAGCAGUAUCAUACCCAGCUAGCGGAGCACCAGUAUCUUAUCCACCAUCAGGAGCGCCCGUCUCUUAUCCAGCCAGCGGUGCUCCAGUUUCAUAUCCGGCUUCUGAAAUGCCCGUCUCCUACCCAGCCAGCGGAGCACCAGUUUCUUAUCCACCAUCCGGAGCAUCAGUAUCCUAUCCAGCUUCUGGAGCACCAGUUUCAUACCCGGCAUCUGGAGCUCCAGUAUCUUAUCCAGCCAGUGGAGCUCCAGUUUCAUACCCAGCAUAUACUCCUGAUAACUAUCCAUCUUACGCACCAACUGUUAUGUAA